Molecule: messenger RNA, 1493 nt
Organism: Aethina tumida (small hive beetle)
Lineage: Eukaryota; Metazoa; Arthropoda; Insecta; Coleoptera; Nitidulidae
Product: fork head domain-containing protein FD2
Exons: 2
Coding region: 850-1458 (202 amino acids)
Biological process (GO): cell differentiation; regulation of transcription by RNA polymerase II; anatomical structure morphogenesis
Molecular function (GO): RNA polymerase II cis-regulatory region sequence-specific DNA binding; DNA-binding transcription factor activity, RNA polymerase II-specific
Source: RefSeq, a predicted model, not a curated record
UCUUGAGAGAAAACAUACAAGAGUCACAUUAAUACGAUUGUUUUGACAAAGUGUCUGAAUAAAUGGGCCAUUUUCGUUGCGAAUAAAUCUGUUCACAAAUCGGCGGCUUAAAACAGAUUUUAAAACUGUCGUCGACAUGCACCGCGUAAAAAGAGAGAUGAAAAAGAGAAAAGAAGCCAAAGAGAUUUUGUGUGUCCAAGAAGCGAUACUUAAUGUGUGUGGUCCGGGUCGGCGUCGCGUCCUUUACAAAGAGCGUCGCGACGAUAAAUUUGUCGAUUAAAACGCCGCAUAUUUCAUUCGGUCCCAGAUCAGAUCUAUCCGGUAAAAGUUUCAAUUUUCAUUCAUCAUCAGUCAUCAGCUUAGACAAACGAAGGCGACGUGUCGUUUCGACCGCAAUCUGUAAAUAACCACCCCCCAAAAAACAAACACAACAUCCCAAAAUAUGGUAAUUAAUCAGACACUUAAAUAGCAUAAUUGCCGACAUAAAUCACAACAAAUCACCAGGAAGCCGUCCAAGGAAAACAUUGGAAAUUAUCUUCGGUCAGGUGAAACAACAUUCCGAAAAACAUGUUCCCCAUUUAAACAAGUACGCGACAACAAACCCUAAAUCAGUUGGCCGAGAAAAAGUACGUGGCUGAUCUGUUCUAAUCUUUUAAUGUGUUUAUUUGUGUUGCAGUGUUUAAAAGGAGAUCCCGCCUUUCGGCAGACGAAUGGGCGUCGUUGAACCGCUCAAUCGCUGAAUCGCUGAAUCGCUGAAAAAGUGGGGACGAAACUGAACUUAAGUCACUCACUCCACCUUCGGGCUUCCAGUUUUCCGUGUGGAAGUCUACUCUAACAUGUGAUGUGAAAAUGUUUCCGGUGCAACAAUCGGACUUUUGCUGCGACCCCUUCUUCGCCCAACGCAUCUUCCACCCGUACUUUCCCCAGUUCCUGGUGCCGCUCUCGCUGCCUCUGAAGCUGCAGCAGCCCCGGCCGGAGAAGCCCCCGUACUCGUACAUCGCCCUGAUCGCCAUGGCCAUCAGUUCGUCGCCGAAACAGAGGCUCACGUUGAGCGGAAUCUACCGGUUCAUCAUGGACAACUUCCCCUAUUAUCGGGAGAACCGACAGGGCUGGCAGAACUCCAUAAGGCACAAUCUGAGUCUGAACGAUUGUUUUGUGAAAGUUGCGAGGGACAAGUUGAACAGCAGUUCGGGGGACGGUUUGCAAAACGGGAAGGGCAGCUACUGGAUGUUGGAUCCGAAGGCUGUCAACAUGUUUGAAAAGGGAAACUACAGAAGGAGAAAAACCAGGAGACAGCGGAUCGCGGACUGCUCUUCUAACUUGUACCAGGAGCAAGCCGUGUCUUUGGUAACGAAGCCGGAAAUUGCCACUUCCGAAGGAGACACAUCGCGAAAAGUAAAAAAUUCAUCGCUAUUUACCAUCGAGAAUCUGAUCAAAAGCGACGAUAAAACAGUUUAAAUAAAUGCACCGCUUUGAUCUAACUACAUUUUUGU